Messenger RNA from Myzus persicae (green peach aphid), 2230 nucleotides. It is a transcript of the gene Bub3, whose product is annotated as mitotic checkpoint protein BUB3. The record is from RefSeq and is a predicted model, not a curated record. Gene Ontology annotation, biological process: mitotic spindle assembly checkpoint signaling. Gene Ontology annotation, cellular component: mitotic checkpoint complex; bub1-bub3 complex; kinetochore. The transcript has 6 exons. Lineage: Eukaryota; Metazoa; Arthropoda; Insecta; Hemiptera; Aphididae. Gene Ontology annotation, molecular function: ubiquitin binding. Bases 416 to 1402 code for a protein of 328 amino acids.
GUUGAUCGUUCAUUCUUGAUAUUGUUAUUUGUUUAUUUUUUCAUCUGAAGAAGCGUUAGUUUCUGAAUUCUUAGUUUUUGACGGUUAGCUAUUAUUUUAAAGCUAGAAUGUUUACUACCAAUAAUUUAUUAUUAUUAUUUUUUAAUUUGAAUUAAAAUAUACUGUACACGUACCUAUUAUUGUCGUUAACAUUUGUGGAUUACUAAUAACUUGAUUAUUUGAUUAAUGAUAAAUAAAAAAUAAUUUUUGUUAUUUAGUUGGAAAAUAUUAUUUAAGUACAGAAACAAUUUGUAACCAUUUUUAAUGAUAAAUAUUUUUAUUAUCCAUUAAGUUACUAUUGUAAACACUUACCACAUAAGUGUUUUUGAUUUAAGUAAAUUUCAAACGAUACUAUAUUAUACCAACCUAGUUAACUAUGAUUGGUGAGUCAAGAUCAGAGUUUAGACUUAAGAAUCCACCGGAAGAUGGAAUAUCGUCGGUAAAAUUUGGACCUAGUUCAUCCCAGUUUUUAUUAGUAUCAUCUUGGGACUGUUCAGUUCGGCUUUAUGAUGUCCAGGCGAAUAGCAUGCGCACAAAGUAUACUCAUGAUCGGCCAGUAUUGGAUGUUAGCUUUCAGGAUGCAGUUCAUUCAUUUAGUGGUGGUCUAGAUAACAAGUUGAAAAUGUAUGAUUUGAAUAGUAAUUCUGAAAGUGUCCUAGGGUCACAUGAUAACGCGGUACGCUGUGUUGAGUAUUCUAAUGAAGUAAAUGUAGUUUUAUCUGGGGGUUGGGAUGGCAAUGUAAAAAUGUGGGACACAAGAUCAUCUCAAUGUGUUGGAACCCUUCCUCAACCUGACAAAGUUUUCACUAUGAGUAAUGUAGGCGAAAAACUUGUAGUUGGCACUGCUGGGCGUAAAGUGUUUGUAUGGGAUUUAAGAAACACAGCAUAUAUUAUGCAAAGGAGAGAAUCAAAUUUGAAGUUUCAAACAAGGUGUAUACGUUGCUCACCAAAUAAACAAGGUUAUGUGUUGAGUAGUAUUGAGGGACGUGUAGCUGUUGAAUAUUUUGAUACGGCUCCAGAAAUUCAAAAGAAAAAAUAUGCUUUUAAGUGUCACAGAAUAAAAGAUAAUGAUAUUGAAUGCAUUUACCCGGUCAAUGCUAUAAGUUUUCAUCAAGUAUUUAAUACAUUUGCCACGGGUGGUUCGGAUGGAUAUGUAAAUAUUUGGGAUGGUUUUAAUAAAAAAAGAUUGUGCCAAUUCCAUCGUUACAAUACAGGAAUUACGUCUCUAUGCUUUAGCCAUGAUGGUUCAUCUUUGGCUAUAGGCAGUUCUUACAUGUAUGAACAAGACGUACAUCCAGAUCCAAUACCUGAAAAUAAUGUUUAUAUUAGGUAUGUUACGGAUCAAGAAACUAAACCAAAAUAAGCAUAUUUCAUAAAUACCUUAUUAUUAUACACUUGUGAAUUUGUUAGUUUUUAAAAUUAAUGUACUACUUUUUUCAUUAAAUAGUUGGUAUAAAUAUUAUAUCUUUGUAUAUUCAAAAUUAAUUUUAAAGUUGGUCAUGAAUUGAUGAAUAGAAGAUAUUAUUAAAAUUUCCAUUUUUUUUUUUUUUAAAGAACAGAAAUUUCAAAUUUGUAUUCAAUCUUCAGUGUGUUUAAACAUGUUUAAAUGAAUAAAAUAAUAAAUAAUUUUUAGAAGAAUAGUAAAUUUAAAUCAAUUUUAGGAAAUAUAAGUUUGACAAUAUUUCAUGUACUAGGUAUAGUGUUUUAUGUAUCUCUCAUAUAUAUAAAUUUACGUUUGGAUGUCUGUAUACUCAAAAAUACUGGACCGUUUUCAGUAAAAGUUAUAUUAAUAAAUUCCUUGAGACUACAGGGUGUUUAUAACUUAAAAGCUUAUUUUUUGGACCCUCAAAGUAGCUAAAGGGUAGCUCACUUAUGAUUCUUUUUUGACCGCUAACGGUUCUGCAAAUAAAACUGGGUGAUGCUUGAAUGCCCGAUACUGUUAACGGUUCUGUAAACUAUCGAUUACCAGACCUGUACACUACGUACAGAUUUUGUUCCAGUAAUUUUUAUUUUACAGAUCUAUGAAAUAUCAUUGGCAUUAUCAAUGUUAUUGGUGGUUUGAUUUAUUUGGUAAUUACUAAUUAAAGUAAUCAAUUAUUUUAUUUUUCAUUAUGCAUAGUUUAACACAAUCAUGAACUUUGCAGAAUGAAUAAAUUACAGGGCCGGUAAGAAAGUGGCAGACUGUUCUUUA